AUGUCUGACGGGGCCACAUCCGACUUCCAAGCGGCUGAGUUGCCCAAGCCGCCCUUUAUACCCGUUCCUGGUCUCCCAAACUUUCGCGAUGCUGGCGGCUACCCGAUUGACUCUCAGCCGGGCCGCAUCCUGAGACCGGGCAUUGUCUUCCGCUCCGCAGAGCCUUCGCGCCUAACGGACCAAGGCGUCGCCCUUCUCCAGGACAUCGGUAUCACCCACGUCUACGACUUGCGUUCCGCCGUCGAGCUCAAGCGCCUCGCGCAAGCAGGCGCCAAUUGCGACGUCCGCGAAUGGCCGGGCGCCACCCGUGUUUUCGUCCCCGUUUUCCAGGACCAGGACUACGGCCCCGAGGCUAUCGCCCUCCGCUACCAGAACUAUUCCAGUAACGGCACCGAGGGCUUCACCAAAGCCUACGCCGACAUUCUGCGCGCUGCUUCAGGGCCGGAUCAUCCUCAAGACCCCUUUCGGACUAUUCUGUCUCACCUCGCCACCCCGGAGAUUCCGACGCCGUUGCUUAUCCAUUGCACGGCUGGGAAGGAUAGGACGGGCGUUAUCUGCGCACUCAUUCUCAGCCUCUGCGGCGUCUCAGACGAUGUUGUGGCCCACGAGUACAGCCUGACCGACAUUGGAUUGCAGGACCGUAAAGAAGAACUGGUCAACCACUUGCUGGCCACGGAGGCCAUGAAGGGAAAUCCCGAAGGCGCCCGCCGCAUGAUCGGGUCCCGCAAGGAAAACAUGCUUUCCACUCUCAAACUGAUUCGCCAUGAGUACGGGUCGGUCGAGUCAUUUGUGCAGACAAGAUGUCGCCUCUCGUCAAAGGCUAUAGAGCAGAUUCGCAAGAACCUCAUCGUGGAUGUUGCAGAUGGUCACCGUGUUGUAGACUGGGUUUCGCACACCAAGUACUUGCUUUGA
This is a messenger RNA of Colletotrichum chrysophilum, 912 nucleotides long. RefSeq lists its product as uncharacterized. Gene Ontology annotation, biological process: dephosphorylation. Gene Ontology annotation, molecular function: phosphoprotein phosphatase activity. NCBI's taxonomy places the organism in Eukaryota, Fungi, Ascomycota, Sordariomycetes, Glomerellales, Glomerellaceae. The transcript is spliced from 3 exons. Bases 1 to 912 code for a protein of 303 amino acids. The record is from RefSeq and is a predicted model, not a curated record.